UGGUUUGACAGCGGCCAAGGCAUCUGAGUUGCUCCAGGCGUUUUUUUCAAAACCAAAAAAAAUCUCAAAAAAACCAAACAUUCCUUUUUUUCUUCUUCAUCACAUUCCUUAAGAAAAGAUAUUCCCAUCAUGAAGGCCUUUGCUGUCGUCGCCGGCGUCGUCGGCAUGGCCCACGCCCACAUGAACUUGGCCUACCCGGCCUGCAUCGGGCGGAAAGACAACAUCAACACGGGCAACGGAAAGGAGUUUGGAAUAGACAGCAAUAUCAACGCGCCCCUCGACCCGUCGGGCUCCGACUACCCGUGCAAGGUGCCCGGCUUCUCGGGCAUCCAGGUCAAGACCCCCCCGCAGAUGACGUGGGAGCGCGGCGCCAACUACCCCGUCGGCCUGGGCAACGAGGUCGUCCACGGGGGCGGCAGCUGCCAGUUCGCCCUCUCCAAGGACAGGGGCAAGACUUCGACGGUCAUCGCCUCGUACAUUGGCAACUGCGCCGCCAACAUCCAGGACCGCAACUUCACCGUGGCGAUCCCCUGUGACACCCCCGAGGGCGAGUGGCUCUUCAUGUGGAGCUGGCACAACAGGAUAGGGAACCGCGAGAUGUACCAGCGCUGCACGUACCUUAACAUCAAGGGAGGGGGCUGCGGCAACAAGUGCGGUGGUGGUGGCCAGCGUCCGCCUGUGGAAAACGACCCCGUCAUCCCGCCGUCGUCGGCGUCGCCGCCUGCUCCCGCGCCCACGACGCCUGCUGUCUCGACUUCGGCACCGGGUGAUGAUGGCACGCCCUCGACGCCUGCUUAUCCCCAGCCCACAGAGACCCGCCCUGUACACUGCUACGCAGGCCGGAAGCGCUCCAUCGGUCACGGUCACGGCCACGGUCACGGUCACAUGAGACGCAACAGCCUCGCAAUCCGCGACUCGACACUCGACACUCGUGCUAAGCCUGGCCCGGCAAAGGGCUCCAAGUACGACGCCGCCAAGUGCGCGUGCGUGCCCUUCGAGGGCCGGCCGUCCAUCUUCAUCGCCAACAUCAAGGACAAGGCCAAUCCCUCGAGCGAGGAGCUCUGCACCAACGAGAACACCGACGUCAUCUAUCCCGACCCGGGCCCCGCUGCGUGCGUUGAGUACACCUCGGACAACCCAUACCCGCCGGGCAAGAAGGGGACAUGCCAGUGGAGGGGCAAAGGCGAGGGGGCCAACCUGUAGUUGGCGGAACAGAAGGCUGCCGAAGAGGUGCGAUCACGGGCGCGUGACAUGGUGGUGGCCGACCUUUGAUACCCUGCGAACCCGUGGCAGCGCCAUUUCAUCUUUAAGGGGGGCAGGGUGUUCUCUUCUUCCUUGUUUUUGAACAAUGUAUCCGCGGAGCUCCGCACGCAUGCGUGUCGGCCGCGGCAGGUACUUUUUGAGGUGAUCCUCGUUGUUAUAGAUACUGGGGCAAUUAGAACAGUUGCU
Purpureocillium takamizusanense is the source of this 1449-nucleotide messenger RNA. RefSeq lists its product as uncharacterized. The record is from RefSeq and is a predicted model, not a curated record. The coding region runs from base 130 to 1203 and encodes 357 amino acids. NCBI's taxonomy places the organism in Eukaryota, Fungi, Ascomycota, Sordariomycetes, Hypocreales, Ophiocordycipitaceae. The transcript has a single exon.